AGUGCGCGUUCCAGUAGUAUAGUUCGUUGAUAUCGGUAUGCUUGGAUGAUUGUAUUUAUUAUUUCAAUCUGUCAUAUUGAAUCAGCUGACACAUAGGCCCCACCUGUUGGUGUGUGUGUCAAUUCAAACAUACUAUAGUCUAACUGAACUGCAGAGAAAUUUGUUUCUGGAAAAAUUAGACUAAUCUAGUUUUAACAUUAGAACUAGCAGUAUAUCAGUGUUUAUUUACAUAUAGUCCACACAGCCAUUUCAAUAGUGAUAAUAUUUAAUAGUAAAAAAUGAUAAAUAUCUUGUAAGCCCUACAGGGGUGUUAGGCAGAAGAUUUUAGUACGCAUUGGCUGAUUGAGACACAAAGAUUGCCACUAAGACCUUUUGUAGUAUUGAAUAUGUCUUUGUAACUGGUGUUGUAGGUCAAGGAGUUGCAAGCAGCUUAAUAUGUGCAUAUACAAUUGCUUAUAAUUAUACCAUUACUCAUCUCAAGGGAAAAAAUGAAAAUAAGGUUAAUAAUUACAAGAAGUUUUCAAAAUUCCUUCUGUUCGCAUCGAUGUAAAGCUGUGUGCGUUAAACAUUCAUUGUAUAGAAUUUGCAAGGAUUUACGGUUUUCCCCCACUUCUAAUGCUGUAGUGUUGUUCUACGUGCAGUCAGUUUUUCUACAUUGUCUACCAGUGUCUCGUUAAUUAAAUCUUUUAGAUAGCCUCAAAGCAAAAAGUCCAACAGGGUAAGAUCAGAAGAUCCUUCAGACCAGUGGAUGGAGCCCUUUCUCCUCUAAUCCAUUGUCUUGGUUGAGAAAAUCUGCAUGGCAUGGAUAUUCAUUGAAACAUAAAUGUUUAAACAUGAGAAAGACGAUAGGAAAAGAUGUAACCAGAAGCCCAUAGAAAAAGUGCACAAGAGAACUGUAUUAAACAGGAUGGAAAUGGGCUGCAAUGAAGCCAGUGUGGAGGCAACGAAAACACAGACAUUUCAUGUAAAACAUAGUGCGUAGAAAUAAAUUGCCUUCCUGCAAGCAUAAAACUUAAAUUUUGUCCAUAACAAUAUUUAUGACGACAAGUAUGCUAAUAAUAUGUCCCUUUCCAUAACCACAACUAUCCUAAAAAAUGUACAUCGUUUUUCAGAGUCACACAGUAGAAAUGGUAAGUAUGUGUAAAGCUGUGAUUCUUUCAAAACAUCCAUGUAUUUGAUAAUGAAUUUUAAAUAAAUUACACUAGUGUGUUAGAAAAGAAUCUAAUUUAUUUUGUAGCUAGGCCACAACCCUGAUCAAAUAACCGUGUAUCGUAUAAUUAUUUUAUUGGCCACUACUAAUAUGAAAAUAAAAUGUACUUUUUUUUACAUAUAAUGAGAUUGUACAGACAUUGUUAGUACAUACAGAAUCAAGCAUUUGGUAUAAAUGUAAUUUAAGACAUCAAAAUCAUAUCUUAUAAUUUUAUAUCAGUUUUUAUCUUACACAAACUUAUUAAGCAUAAGUCAUCUAUAUAAUUUUAUUUUGAAAAUUCCAAUAUGAUAAGAACUUUGUAUCCAGAAUUUAUAGACAGUUUAUUAAAUAAUAUAACAGAAACAAUAUGAAAUUUAACAAAAUCUACCUUUUUGCAGCGUGAUCCUGUCUAGUUUUUAUCUAUCCAAGUAACUCGCGUUAAGUUCAGUACAAUAUGAUGAACCAUAGUUUGGUAGCUUCGUAAUUAUCCAGUGAUAAUAUAGUAGAGCGUCAAAGAUUCAGACGUCCGGACCUUUGAUAAUCCGGAUUCAAUUCAGGUGAAAAUUAUUUUUUUGAACAUAUUCAGUACUUGUAUAAAACAAUAAAAACUUACUGUACAGUAUCAGAUUGAUUAAUUAGGCGUCUUUAUCGUUUUAAGGAGACACAGAAACAGAAGAAUUGGAGGAGGUGGAGGAUAAUAGUGAAAAUGAAAAUUGAAGAAGCUGGGUCCACAUAUUCUGAAGUUUUUAUGGCAGCAGACUUUGAUGGCAUGUUUUGAAAAACAGACUGAAAACACACUAACUCAGCUUGUUCGAACUUUGCUGCAAAAAAACAAACCAUUACAGUGGUUCACAAAUCCAUAACAGAUUUUUUUAACUUCGGAUAUUUCGUAAUUUAAGUUACUUAUAAAUCACAGUAUAAGCUUCAGAUUUAUAUGGCCUAGAUGUACUCUACACAAAAUAUGACUACUGUAUUUUAUGUAAGUUAAACAUUUAAAGCUUUUAUUAAUAGAGUAACGAAUAGUUUUAUUUAUCUGCUCCACUUCUGUAAACAAUAACGUGAAUUAUGCUUAAUUGCACAUAACUUUUCAUUAGCUCUUUGGCAUUACCUCUUUAUUUGGUUCAUUUCAAAAAUCUUAACGGGGUCGGGUCCCAAUUGAGCUUUUCUGUAUAUCCAUUCUCAUCCUUGGUUCUUCAACUGCUCUUGGAUGGUCUGCAUAUUAACAGCAUUAUUGUUUUGGUUGGGUGGAGAGGAGCUUGGGAUGUCCACAGAGGCUUUUGAAAGCUGACUUGUAAAUUGGAAAGCUUCAUGCUAUUACCAACUCUUACUCAAUGCAGUUCUUUCAGCUUGGCUAGAUGUGGAGAACGCUAUGGCAUUAACAAAGAAAUACUGGAUUGUUAUUGGGAAGUUUAUUUGCAGCAUGGCUGGUGAUUUGGGAACCACCUGUUGUUAGACUAUUGCCCUCUAUUGUAGCUGACUCCUACUUUUCAGUCAUAGUUCUCUUUAUUUAUAGAGCAAUUAGUUUAGCAAUAUCAUAUUUUUAGAUACAGUGGGCCCACUAUAAUCUUGGCACUGCGCCAGUUCGGCACCUGUGUUAACAAACAAACUAUGAUCACUCAGUUGUCUCGUGGUUUACCCGCUGUUCAUGUUUACAGAGCCAGUGUUAUCCAUCAAGUAUCAGGUUGAGAAUAUCCUAUAUGCUUGGUUUCUUAAAAAACAAAAAAGCCAUAUACCAAAUUCAGGGGAGAUUCUUACAAAGAAGGCAAAGGUAUUCUAAGAGAAAAUAACGGAGAAAAACAAUUCCGAAGCAAGUUAAGGAUGAUUAGAGUAAUUCAAAAAGCUUUUCGGAAUUCAGUUAAGUAUGUUAGGUGAAAAACUAUGAUAUGAUGCUGCAGUUGAACCAUUCAAGGAAAAUAUUAAGCAAAUCAUUGAGAAACUAGACCUAACUCCCAAUCAAGGCUGUAACGCAGAUGAGAGUGGUUUAGUUUACCUGCUUUUGCCAAAUGCUGCGAUGAAUGUCUUUUCAACUUCUCUAAAGUGGGCAGAGGAAUAUGAUGUGUCUGCUAGUGAUGUUCUUGUUUUAAAGAAGUUUCAAGAGAAAGUAUUAAAAGUGUAUUUCCAAACCAAGAAACAAAAGAAAAUCUAAGGUUUUUGUAUUCCAAUGGAAUAGAUCUACCGCAUCGUAAGUUAAGGUUAUGUUUACUUCUAGUGUGGUACAGCACUGAUAAAAACCAACUAUUACAUACGUAAAACGAAUGUUUAAAGGAGAUUUUGUAAUGCCUUUAAUUUAGAUUUAGUAGACCAGUACUGUAAUAGUGAUUUUGAAUAGUGUUUGGUAUAAUAAAACACAUAUUUUGUACAUUUUUAGCAUUUUUAUCGAUGAUCAUAGAAUAAUAUGGCAUUUUCACUAAUUUGGCAAUACGUGAUUUGAUAUCUGCUGGAUUAGUUAGAGUCUACUGUACAGUAUUUUUAUGAGUAGGCCAUGUUAAUUUAGAAACUGCCAAAAAGUUUUUCUGAUUUAGGUUCUGUUUCUGGACCCAUGCAUGGACAGAACUUAGAUGGACUACUUGAAACUUGAUAUUUUAGUUGAAUGAUGCUGGGAGAGAAUCAGGUAACUCUUGUCCUGGUGACUUAGAGAGAUCUCGAGAGUGAUCAUAUUCGAUCAGCAUGUGCUAAUUUUUGUUCUAAUCAAACAUUAAUCAUGUCUUUGACAUCAUUGCCAUUGGAAGUUCUAGAAGCAAUAAUGAUGUAUGUUGAUGCAACCGAUCUGGUCAAUGUAUGGAAGUCUGUAGGCUUUGACAGCAGUGAAACCUUUUGGAGGAAAAUGUGUGAGAGAGAAGGCUAUAAAAAAGAUUUAGAAGAGGAUGAAUCCUGGAGAGAUGUUUUUGUGAUAAGGACCAACUGGCUUAGUUAUAAGAAUUGUGUAAAACGUGAGUAUGAAUUUAUUACAAAAACAAAAAUGCAAGUUUUUGCACAUAUGAUGUGUGCAAAGCCAUUAAGGGGAACACUGUGUGGGGAAAACUUAAUAUUGGACGACGGAUGUGAGGUAUCGGUUUGGAACAUUGAUGAUGGGCCAAAGUUGAUCCAAACUUUACCAGGUACAGUUUUGAAAACAAGCAAUUCAAACUUGUUAUUGAAGACUGGUUCAGACACAGUGAUAUAUUCACUAGAAAAUAGAGAGUUUUAUGAGAUCGUUAAGACUUUCCCUGACUGUAAAAAAUUCUACUGUGAAAAAAGGGUGUACUGUUUGUCAGAUGAGUUCUUUGCUGUGAUCACAACUAAGGGUGAAAUAUACCACCUGUUGAAAAUUAUCAAUCUGAGAAACCAAGAGGAAUUCAGUGAGAAUCUAUGUUUUCCUCAUAUUGAUAUAUAUGAUUUUUCAUUUUAUGGUGAGAUUUUGAACAUAGUGUUGCUUCUACCCACACAUAAUCUUGUUCUGAAAAGUUUUAACCUGCACCUUAAACAUUGGCUUUUUGAUUUGUUGUUGUUUGACAGUGUGUUUUUGGAAGAUGUUUCGAAAAUCAUGACUGAUAAUAUCAUAGUGGCAUGGUACAACAUAGGACACUCUGGAUGCAUCAGAUUCUGGGACAGAAGCACCCAGAACGAGAUAAGAACCACUUUCAGCAACAGAGAAGUCCCUCACUUCUUUUGGGUUGUUGCAACAGAAAAGUAUGUAAUACUUUCUGUUAAAGAGAAAAAUUUCUACAUUUGGCAUUCAAUUGAUCCUAACAACUUCAAGGUAAUGGAAAGAGGCACUCAGUUCUAUAAUGGUCAGAGCAUUGUUUCGAGUUCACUGUUAGUCCUAUCUUAUUCGUUUGGUUUUAAGGUUGUAGACUUCAAACAGGUAGUAUAUUUGUAUGAAGUUCGGUUUGAAACUCCAGGAAUUGAGCUUGACAAGCUUUUCCUGCCUCAGCCAUUCUUUGUCAGUAAAAAGUUCUACAUUGGUCUUCUUGAUACCACUAUUGUGAAUGUAGAUAAAGCCUGUAAAAACAAAGAAAACAAGUACAUUAUGUCCAUUUAUGACUUUAGAGCUGAGAUUUACAAAGAAACAUAAAUAUUUAAUAAGAAUAAUUGCUUUGCAGUGUUGAUAGACUUUUUGUCAAAAACAUCAUGAACACACUUGGAAUUGUGUGUACAGUGAGACUAUGCUAACAAACCAUAUAAGUAUAGGCCAUCAAAUAGAAACAACUUCAACGUGACUCAGUGUUUCAGUUUAGCAUCCGAUGACUGUGUAAGCAAUGUUUCGACGUGGUGUGAACUACAGUAGUUGCCUUUGACAUUGAUAUGACACUAACCAUGUAAACCUUAGAAUUAACCUCAUGUAUAACUUCUUGAUAGAUGUCUGUUUCUCACAUAGAACUCAAUGUCUGGAAGAUUCAUUGUUAAUGCGAUGAAAGAGAUAAAUCUCUAUUGCAGAUGAACCCUGUUCAACUGCAAAAUUCCCUCAAAGUAUCUUAUGUCAUACUUUUUGCUGCUAAUGGAUUGAUUUCCUUGUCAAUGUCAGAGUUGGCUUUUCGUCAUCUCUCCUUUAAUCUUUGUAACGGUGACUAUAUAUUCUUAUUCAAAUGGUCACUGGCUCCAUUAAGAUCAAUCCAUACUUCAAUAUCGUUGUGUGGAAUAUCUUGGUAUCCAUGUAUUUUUUCAUAAUGCUGAUAAAUUCAAAAUUACUGUCAGCUUCUUGUAAUACAUCAGGAAACUCGUUUCAUAAAUGGUUCAAAAUUUUUCUCCACGAGCUCACAAGGGUGCUGUAAUUAAUCUCAUGAUCAUAGAUUAAGUCAAGUUCAUCAAGCAACUUACUACUGAGAUUCACAACUUUCAUCCAAGGAAAGGACUUAAGACAAAAGAAGCUUGCUUCUAUGUCUCUUCUUUGUAGGAGCCUACACACCUUGAUCCAUUGGUUGACAAAGUGUGGUAACAUUUUUUGGAAGAAAGAGUGCUAUUAUAUUCCCGUCCACCAAAUAUUCAGCAUCAAGGUGGGUUUCAGCAUGAUCCAAGAUGAGAAGUGCUUUUCUUGAAAGAUUCUAGGGUUUCAAGAAAUUCUCGAUUUGAGGGAUGAAUUACUGAAAAAACUAAUCCUCAAUAUUUAUUCCUCCAUCCAUGCAUUACACUGGUUUCUAUACCAAACCAGCAAAUUAAAGCUAUCGGUUUUAUGUCAGUGGUUGAUGUUUUUCAACAGCAGUAUAUCUGUUAAUUUCUUGAUGUGAUGUAUGUUAGGUUAAGUGUUAGAGAGGGCUUCUUAGCCCUAACUUCGCCUGGUAAAAUAAGACAUUCUUUACUUUUUACUUUUAUGUCUCUAGACAGCAUUCUAUAAACCACACGCAUUGUUCUAAUUCAUCAUGUCGACACCCCACUCUGCUAAAUUUACUUUCACUUUAGUUGUUCAUUCACGUUCUGAGUUACUUCAGUAUAGCGUUAGUGAACAGCUGUGCUCAAAAGCUUCGUUGGUGUUGUAUAUAAGAUAUUGGGGUUUUAAAAAGUAGUUUGUGUUAUAGAUUUUAAUAAUAACAGAGAAAAAUGUAAGCAAGUGACUGUGUCGAUGGAUAUGAAAAUAGAUGGUUUAAAGAGACUUGAAAGUACAAAUAAUAUAGUGUGUUGGACUUAAAUGUUGGGCUGUCAACUGUACUUAGGUGAAAGAACAAAAAUUUAGAUUAAAUACAGAAGUUUAAUCUUUAUUUUUGAAAAGAAUGUACAUAAAAUCUUGUACAACCAGUGUAAUGCAUGGAUGGAGGAGUGAAUAUUGAGUAUUAGUUUUUUCAGCAAUUCAUCCCUCAAAUCGAGAAAUUCUUGAAAACAUAUAAAAUGAAAUAUAAUAUACGUGCAAAUUACGAGAAAGUUAUUGAGGCUUUAUAUCAGACUUGGUACUGGAUGAAAAGUGGAGACGGGUCAUCUAUAUCAGGGCCUAUUCUGAAGGAGAAUGCUCUCAAGUUUUAUACAGAAAUAAAGAAAAAGAGGAUGAACUCACAGCAAGCAACAGCAUCAGUUACUGUGGGCAUUUUAGUGAGGUUCUAUUUUAUCUGUAAUCUAUUGUGUUUCUACUGUAUUCCCAGUUCAUCCAGACCACUCCUGGUCCCAAGUAAUCUGGAUAAACAAGGUUUUACUAUAUAUAAAUAUCGAAGUGAUAGGUUAGCCAAUGACUAACCAAAAUAACCAAACAUGACCCUAGUAAAAGUUGCUUAGUUUUCAAGAAUUGACAAUUUUUUGGAAACCACAAAAGUAGCUAUGUUAGAGAUGUAGC
Molecule: messenger RNA, 7424 nt
Organism: Homalodisca vitripennis (glassy-winged sharpshooter)
Lineage: Eukaryota; Metazoa; Arthropoda; Insecta; Hemiptera; Cicadellidae
Exons: 2
Coding region: 3891-5243 (450 amino acids)
Molecular function (GO): protein binding
Source: RefSeq, a predicted model, not a curated record